Messenger RNA from Gigantopelta aegis, 639 nucleotides. Its product is annotated as ankyrin repeat, SAM and basic leucine zipper domain-containing protein 1-like. Gene Ontology annotation, molecular function: protein binding. The transcript is spliced from 3 exons. The record is from RefSeq and is a predicted model, not a curated record. Gene Ontology annotation, cellular component: nucleus; cytoplasm. Lineage: Eukaryota; Metazoa; Mollusca; Gastropoda; Neomphalida; Peltospiridae. The coding region runs from base 1 to 639 and encodes 212 amino acids.
AUGAGUCUUCUAGGUGUAUCAUUGCCAGGAAAGGAGAGACUCAAGACAAUGGCCAGCAGUGAUCAAGAUUACCACUCUGCUUUUGAGGAAGGUUUACAAUGGUGGAUUUCAAAUGGUAUUGCUCGCUCUUGGGAAGAACUUAUUUCAGCUGUUGAGAGUUGUGGUGAUAAGGAUACGGCUAUUAUACUGAGAAAACGGCUAGAUAUCAAAGAAGAAGCUGCAAAAACAGGCAAUACUGAGGUUGUUAAAUUACUACUUAAAGAGAAUGUAGAUGUUAAUGUUCAGGAUGAAGAAGGAGUGACUGCCUUAAUGAUAGCUAGUGAAAAUGGCCAUACACAGGUUGUUGAUCUACUGCUCAAAGCGAAUGUAGAUGUUAAUGUUCAAGAUGAAGAAGGAGUGACUGCCUUAAUGAUAGCUAGUGAAAAUGGCCAUACACAAGUUGUUGAAAGUUAUGAGCCCAGAGACACUAGAGAGGAUGGCAGUAUGAAUCAAAGUACUAUGGUUGUUCCUUUGAAUGUUACAAAAUACUUCACAUGGAAAGUGCGAUGUAAGAAGAUGGCACUUAUAAGAGAAGGCUUGUGGGAUUUUGUGACCAAGAGAAAGUCGUUCCAGCAGACAAAACAACCAAGCAGUAGCUGA